This is a messenger RNA of Protopolystoma xenopodis, 258 nucleotides long. Lineage: Eukaryota; Metazoa; Platyhelminthes; Monogenea; Polystomatidea; Polystomatidae. The record is from the annotation of a GenBank genome assembly.
AUGCAUGGCACUGAUCCGACAGCCGAUCUCAUGACGACCGUUCUAAUCCGCCCAGACCGACAUAACCUCAUUGCAGCUUUUCUGCAUUUUGCCCCGUCCAGUGACCUCACGCCCUACCUUGGCGCCCUCAUCUUCCCUCCAUAUUCCAAUUACAAUCCAGUCAAACGUCAAAAAAUAGACCAUAACUCUUUCUGUGUAUGCUUUAGGGGAAUUCGCGCUGCUCUCUUUCUCUGUUCCUUGUUUUUUUCAACAGAAUGA